This is a messenger RNA of Leptosia nina, 1296 nucleotides long. NCBI's taxonomy places the organism in Eukaryota, Metazoa, Arthropoda, Insecta, Lepidoptera, Pieridae. The record is from the annotation of a GenBank genome assembly.
AUGACACAACAGUACAGCUUAAGAUGGAAUAAUCACCAGCCGAAUUUUAUAUCUAUGUUCACAACGCUACUGAACACAAAGACAUUAGUUGAUGUGACCCUCGCUGCAGAUGGCCAGCAACUUCAAGCUCACAAAGUGGUUUUGUCUGCAUGCAGCACUUAUUUUCAGAGUCUCUUUGUGGAUAAUCCAUCUCAGCAUCCGAUUGUAAUACUAAAAGAUGUAACAUUCUCCGACCUUCGCACUAUGGUAGACUUUAUGUAUUAUGGUGAAGUAAAUGUCACAGAAGAACAAUUACCACGGGUAUUUAAUACGGCGAAAAUGCUGAAAAUCAAAGGACUCACAGAGAUGCCAGACACAUUAACAAGACAGACGUCUGCAGAUUUUCCAACUGGUGAACUUCCAGAAACAGUCAACUCCAAUACUCCAGCCUCAUCACCCUGUAGUAGAAGAAAAAGGCGCAGAAAAAGUUCAUCAGGGUCUCCGAAUGUUGUGGUUCAUGAUGAGAACAGGAGUAACGACUAUGGUCAAAAUUUACCUGAUAAUGUGUCCAGCGAUACCAUCACAGUCAGUAAUGUUCAGCCACAGAGGCGCAUCCGAGAGUAUGAAAACUUGGACAUUAUUGAACAGGCUGAUGAUGGCAAUAAUCUCAAUAUGGAUUCAAUUGCAAUGGACAACACUGUCGGCCUUCCUCCAGGGGGGCAGUGGAGCAUGAUUGAACAUCCAUAUCCUCGAUACUCAAACGCCUGUAUCGGUGGAGGAGCACUGCAACCGGACCCAGGAAUGUAUAUCAACAAUGUAAUGAACACAUCUGACCAUGAUAUCGGUGAUUAUGGACAAAAUUUAGGUGUAACUGGCCCUUCGCCUGGUCCCAGUUGCGCAGCUGAAACCCAAUCGUCUCACGAUAUGUCAAUGCAACAUCAGCCAAAAAGACGACGCACCACUAACCCUCAAGCAGCGGAAAAUUUCCAACGUGCAUUAGAGGCGGUUCGAAUCGGUGGAAUUGGUUUUUGUAAAGCGGCGAGAUUAUUCGGCGUUAAUAACAGGACACUCUGGCUCGAAUAUAAGAAGAAAGGCUACCCGAAUAACAGGCCGAGCAUCAAGAGUAGGAUCAAGCGAGAGAAUUCAACCCCGCCACCGAUACAGACAAAAGAAGAGAUGCCGCAGCCGGACCAGCAGAUGGCGUUGAUAUGUCCCCCGCACCCCAUGCCCGUAGGCUUUAUUGACCCGCGACCUUUGGACUUCCAGGUCCAAGUGACCAAUCAAAAUUUAAAUGUAAACGUGAAUUACUUGCAAUAG